GCGCAGGGCGACGUCAGCGGCGGGAAAUCCCCUCCCGCGCGGCUGCCUGCCUCUCUGCUCCGCCGGCGCUGCGCUCUCGCCCGCUCCGCCCCCUGUCCCUGCCCUGGCUCCCGCACCCUGGAAGGGCAGCGCCGGGCGGCCCGGAGCGCGAGAAUUCAGGGGGUGGGAAGGUGUGAGCCGCAAGCCCAGAGGAGGGCGGGAAGAGGAGGAGGCGCCGGGGGUGGUCAGGGGCACUGGGGGUCCCUCCGGCAGAGGUCCCUAGGUCUCCUGACUGACUGGCUGCGGCCACCUGCGGCCCGGACGCUUGGAGCUGCCUGCGGGACGGCGCGAGGAGCGGAGCCAUGGCCUCGGGUGGAUAUAACCCAUAUAUAGAGAUAACUGAGCAACCCAGGCAGAGGGGAAUGCGUUUUAGAUACAAAUGCGAAGGGCGGUCAGCAGGCAGCAUUCCCGGGGAGCACAGCACAGACAACAGCCGAACAUACCCAUCUAUCCAGAUUAUGAACUAUUAUGGAAAAGGAAAAGUGAGAAUUACAUUAGUAACAAAGAAUGACCCAUAUAAACCUCAUCCUCACGAUUUAGUUGGAAAAGACUGCAGAGAUGGCUACUAUGAAGCAGAAUUUGUACAAGAACGCAGACCUUUGUUUUUUCAAAAUUUGGGUAUUCGAUGUGUAAAGAAAAAGGAAGUAAAAGAAGCUAUUAUUUCAAGAAUAAAGGCAGGAAUCAAUCCUUUUAAUGUCCCUGAAAAACAGCUGAUUGAUAUUGAAGAUUGUGACCUCAACGUGGUGAGACUAUGUUUUCAAGUUUUCCUCCCUGAUGAACAUGGUAAUUUGGCAACUGUUCUUCCUCCUGUUGUCUCUAACCCAAUUUAUGAUAACCGUGCUCCAAAUACUGCAGAAUUAAAGAUUUGUCGUGUAAACAAGAACUGUGGAAGUGUCAGAGGAGGAGAUGAAAUAUUUCUACUUUGUGACAAAGUUCAGAAAGAUGACAUAGAAGUUCGUUUUGUAUUGAAUGAUUGGGAAGCAAAAGGUAUCUUUUCACAAGCUGAUGUACACCGUCAAGUAGCCAUUGUUUUCAAAACUCCACCAUAUUGCAAAGCUAUAAUGGAACCAGUAACAGUGAAAAUGCAGCUUCGGAGACCUUCUGACCAGGAAGUUAGCGAAUCUAUGGAUUUUAGAUAUCUGCCAGAUGAAAAAGAUACUUAUGGCAAUAAAUCAAAGAAACAAAAAACAACUCUGCUUUUCCAGAAACUGUGGCAGGAUUGUGUUAAUCUUCCUGAGAGACCAAGACCUGGUCCCCUAGGAUUAAUUGGAGAAGGAAGAUACAUCAAAAAAGAAUCAAACUUGUUUUCUCAUGAUGCAGUUUUGACAGAAAUGCCCAGGUCUUCAGGAGUUUCAAGUCAAACAGAAUCCUACUAUUCUUCACCUGUGUCCAUCUCAAGUGGAUUGUCCCAUCAUUCUUCAGCCUUACCCUCAAUGGUACCUCAGCCUUCUUCAAGCUGGUCAUCAGUGGCCCACUCCACCUCACGCUCAGUCAACACAAAUCCACUGCAUAGUUUCUCAACAGGGACACUUUCCUCUAAUUCACAGGGUAUCUCAUCAUUCCUGGAACCUGUAGGGAGUGAUUUAAAUGCUUCUAAUACAUGCAUUUAUAACAAUUCUGAUGACAUGGGCAGAAUGGAAACAUCAUCCAUGUCACCAGCUGACUUAUAUGGUAUUUCUGAUGCCAACAUGCUGCCUAAUUGCCCUGUGAAUAUGAUGACAACCAGCAAUGGUAGCAUGGGGGAGACUGAUAAUCUAAGACUUGUGAGCAUGAAUCUUGAAAACCCUACAUGUAAUUCAGUGUUAGACCCAAGAGACUUGAGACAGCUCCAUCAGAUGUCCCCUUCCAGUAUGUCAGCAGGCACCAGUUCUAAUACUACUGUUUUUGUUUCACAGUCAGAUGCAUUUGAGGGAUCUGACUUCAGUUGUACAGAUAACAGCAUGAUAAAUGAGUCAGGACCAUCAAACAGUGCUAAUACAAACAGUCAUAGUUUUGUUCAAAGUAGUCAGUAUUCAAGUAUUGGCACUAUGCAAAAUGAGCAGUUGGGCGACUCCUUUGCAUAUGAAUUUUUUCAAGUAUAGCUUGCAAGAUUUAAAUCCUUUUAAAUGUUUGCAGUCAUUUUGAUACCACUUAUAAUACCACAGUCAUUUUGUAGUCAUUUUGAUACCACUUAUAUAGAAGCAGCAUUUUAUAUUUGUCUGACCGAGAAUAUGAUAUGGAGGUUUUUUGUUUAUUUGUUUUUGGGGGAUGCGAGGUCAAAAACUUCCUUUUUAUGGAAGAAGUAUAAAACUUUGGGUAUAUAGUAAGUAAAAUUGGGAGUUGUAAGAAAAUUCAGAAAUAGAAACUUUAAAAGGCUUUACUGUUUCUUCUUUUGAAAGAUAUGAACUGAUAGCAUGCAUGGUCUGAAUUCUCUCUUUAGAGGCCCAUGACAUUUCCGCAGGACAGACUCUGAAGAGAACAUUAAAACAAGCUUUUCCGGUUUUU
Microcebus murinus (gray mouse lemur) is the source of this 2523-nucleotide messenger RNA. RefSeq names its product REL proto-oncogene, NF-kB subunit (gene REL). The record is from RefSeq and is a predicted model, not a curated record. Gene Ontology annotation, molecular function: DNA-binding transcription factor activity, RNA polymerase II-specific; RNA polymerase II cis-regulatory region sequence-specific DNA binding. NCBI's taxonomy places the organism in Eukaryota, Metazoa, Chordata, Mammalia, Primates, Cheirogaleidae. Gene Ontology annotation, cellular component: nucleus; cytoplasm. Gene Ontology annotation, biological process: canonical NF-kappaB signal transduction; non-canonical NF-kappaB signal transduction; positive regulation of transcription by RNA polymerase II.